UAAAAUUAGAAGGAGGUGUGACAAGUAACACAUUUUCAACUUCCAAGUCUUCAACCAAAAAUGCCUCCUAAAUUUAAAAGGGGACAGAGAGGCGGGCAGGACAGGGUACAACUAUUGGGGCUGGACUCCUCUGACGAAGAGGAAGAAGAAAUUUUUGUUAACAGCUCUCCUCAUGUGCCUCACUCAAGUAGAACGCACUCACAAUAUGCUCAAGAUCCUAAAAUACGGCAGGUACAGAAUCAGGUCACUGGUGUAAUAAGUACAAUGAAGGACAAUAUAACCAAAGUCCUGGAGAGAGGAGACAAACUUGAAGACUUGGAAGAGAAAUCAGGAGAGCUGGCUGAGAGUGCGUCACAAUUCAGAGUGAGUUCAAGACGCUUGGAAAGAAAGAUGUGGUGGAAGAACUGCAAGUUAAAACUUAUUCUUGGAGGAAUCGUCGGAAUCAUUUUAUUAAUAAUAAUAGUCAUUGUUGUUGUCAAGACACAAAAUAAGUGAAAAAAUACGAUCUAAUCUCGACUGGAAUAUGAUCACACCCCGUUUUUAAUAACUAUUAUUUAACUAUUACCGAGCAGAAUUAUUACUAUUAUAAAUGAUUUACAUUGAUUUAAAUCAUAAUAUUAAAUCUUUAUAAUCAA
Amphimedon queenslandica is the source of this 635-nucleotide messenger RNA. Its product is annotated as vesicle-associated membrane protein 4-like. Lineage: Eukaryota; Metazoa; Porifera; Demospongiae; Haplosclerida; Niphatidae. Gene Ontology annotation, cellular component: membrane. The transcript is spliced from 7 exons. Bases 61 to 495 code for a protein of 144 amino acids. Gene Ontology annotation, biological process: Golgi ribbon formation; vesicle-mediated transport. The record is from RefSeq and is a predicted model, not a curated record.